GGAACUCAAACCAGCUCGCUUUAAACUUAAAGCUCUGGUUGGCCGGACACUUGUCUCAGGCGCUCUAUGCUACGUGGUCCAGAAUAGCAAAAGUAGCAGCAGGACCGCCCACUUUCAACGUUACUUGCUACGUCAGAUUAGCUUUUCGGUAUGCGAAUUCAAAUAGAAUACAACCCCAUCUUCCCGCAACACUGACAAGGUCAGCGACCAACAACCGCAUUUGGGGAUAGACCGCGCCUGUAUUCGCAAAGCAUGAACUUUCAAGUUUCCUAAUUGAAUAAAACAUUUACAACAGAAACCACACUGGGAAGGUUUCACCCUAGAGUAUGUAUACUCUCAGGUGCACCUUCAGAUUCUCGACGGGAGAAAGAAGCUUCCUACAUUCAGAGCAGGGAUCUUAUCUGGAUGGAGCAACAAUAACUGGAAACCCCCCUCACCCAACCCCCAGAGGACAAACACACCACAGCUAAACACAGAGCCCUGAGAGCCAGCCAGGCCAGAGAUGCCACCUCCUGCCACAGGCCCCCCAGCUGUAACCCCCCCAGAUGGGGGCUGGGGCUGGGCCGUGGUGAUAGGAUCCUUUAUCUCCAUUGGCUUUUCCUACGCCUUCCCCAAGGCCAUCACUGUCUACUUCAAGGACAUCCAGAAGGUUUUUGACUGCUCCUACAGCCAGAUAGCGUGGAUCUCCUCCAUCAUGUUGGCUGUCAUGUAUGCUGGAGGCCCCAUAAGCAGUAUUCUGGUGAACACAUAUGGCUGCAGACCCGUAAUGAUCAUGGGGGGAUUACUGUCUUCUGUCGGGUUGAUAUCCGCCUCCUUCUGCAACAGUGUGGUGGAGCUUUAUGUUUGCAUUGGCUUGAUCGGCGGCCUGGGCCUAGCCUUUAACCUCCAGCCAGCUUUGACUAUGAUUGGCAAGUACUUCUUCAAGAAGCGUCCCAUUGCUAACGGUCUUGCCAUGGCAGGCAGCCCAGUGUUCCUGAGCAGCCUUGCCCCUUUCAACCAAUACCUGUUUAAUUCCUUCGGCUGGCGGGGCAGCUUCCUUAUCCUGGGGGGCAUACUGCUCAACUGCUGCGUGGCUGGUUCCCUCAUGAGGCCCUUGGGGCCACCACCAGGCAAGAUCAAGAAGGACGAGGAGAUAGUUGUUGUGAAAACCAUCACCAAGAAGGAGAAGGCAACUUGCUUGGGGACUGUCAACAAGUUCAUUGACCUGUCGCUUUUCAAACAUCGCGGUUUCCUAAUCUACCUGUCGGGCAAUGUCAUUAUGUUCUUGGGCUUUUUUGCGCCCAUUGUGUUCCUGACAGCCUACGCCAAAGACCUAGGCGUGGACGAGUACUCGGCCGCCUUCCUGCUCUCCAUCCUGGCCUUUGUGGACAUGUUCGCCCGGCCCUCCAUGGGACUCCUGGCCAACUCUAAGUGGAUUCGACCCAGGAUCCAGUACUUUUUCAGCUUUGCCGUGCUUUACAACGGGGUGUGCCACUGCCUCUGCCCCCUGGUGGAGAGCUACACCGGCCUGGUGGUGUACGCCAUCUUCUUUGGUUUUGCAUUCGGCAUGGUCAGCUCAGUGCUGUUUGAGACACUGAUGGACCUUGUGGGGGCCCAGAGGUUCUCCAGCGCUGUGGGACUCACCACCAUCGUGGAGUGCUGCCCUGUCCUCAUUGGUCCACCGCUUGCAGGUAAAUUGGUGGACAUCACGAAAAACUACAAGUACAUGUAUUUCUGCUGUGGUGCUGUGGUCAUCCUAGCCAGUAUUUGGCUGUUCAUUGGCAACUUCGUCAACUACCGACUCCUGGCAAAGGAGCGAAAGCAAGAGGAGAUGUACAAACGAACUGAGACGGAAGACCCGGACCAGAAGGAUCCCGACUGGGAGGCCCAGGCCUCACAGGACCUGGUAGACAGCCCCAAAGAUGGGGACGCCAUGCAGAGGGAAACCAACAUCUAGCCCGGGUCCGUCCCACCAACCACCCACCCCUCCACUGCCGCCCUCACACCUCCCUCUGCCGGUUUCAAACUGCAGGCUGAGCUCCACGUAGGACCCCUCCGCUGAGGCCCCUCUGCUUCAGAGAAACUCACUGCCAAAGUAACACGGACGACUACGUCCCAGGAGUGCUGCGGGGCAGAGUGCUCCAUGAAGAGGGUAACGGCGGUGACUACUACUUAAACAUCAGAAUAGUCUGAGGGCAUUCGGCAUGCAAGUUAGGAGGCCACAAGGCCCCUCAAAUAGCCUGGGCCACUAUACCUACCAAACCAGCACCCCGAAUCAACGGUCCAAUCAAAACAGGUAUGUUUUUACCGGCUUCCUGUGUCGGGAGUUGGCGUACAAGUACACAGAAUCUGUCAGUAGUGGUUUAAUGGCAAGAGACAUAUUAACAUGUACUACAUGAACAGACAACGAUGGGUUUGUCUUAGUGAUUCUGGUGCCUGUAUAUUAUACUGCUGUUAAGCUCACUGUGUCCUUUGUAUUUGUUAGCUAAACCUGCACAUGCUGCCAUGCUUCAAAUAGGAAAAAAGAACACUGUAUUAUGAAUUACUGCACAUUGCACAUGGAGUCAGUAUAUACUGCACUACUUUAUCCAAACCAACAAUUAAACAAAUGCAAUUAAAUCGAUUUUAAUACGUUUGAAUAUACUUUUGUAUUUAUUUUCAGGAACAUUAAGAAUGCUUGAUAUUCAAGACCAAAUCAUCUAGAAAUGUGCAAAUUACUCGUUCAUACCAAAUACAGAACCCAUAAGCAAUACCUAUACCAAGCCAUUGUAUUGAUGUACGUAAAUAUAUACAGGGAUAUUCCUUUGGGUAUUCAAUGGUCAUUUCUGAGAGUAGCUGUUUCACCAAUGAUACAUUGCCUUAUGAAAGUGUCUAUAACAUAUACUUUUUCUUUUAAAUGUAAUAAACUAACAUGCAUUUUGUAAAAAGUUAACCAGCUUCUUGAGUGACCUUAUUAUUUUCAACUGUACUCUGUUCAACUCUAACUGCAGUGAAGGUCAUUCUAUGCAUACUGUUUGCUUGAAGAAUGUUGUCGGCAAUUUGUUUUACCAAAUGAAUAAACAGUGUUAAAAAAACUAUCUACUGUACUGAUUCACAAUUCAAAGUAGGGCAUCACUAAAUAUCGCUUUCAUUGCAACACAGAAAUUAGUCAAAAUUAAAUUCCAAAACGUAUGUAAAAAUAAUCAGUAUGUUGAAUAAUAAUUUGAGCAAAACUAAUGUUCAAGCGAUUAACACACUUAACAAAUGAUGUAUGUUGUAUGCAAUGUGUUUUAUUGUGCAAUAGAUCUCCACUGGUACAAUAUUAUUCCAGUGAGAAAAUCAAGAAUUGUAUGUAAUUCCUAUCAUGUAUCAAGAAGUCAUGUUGUAUGUUGGUUAAUUAGCUCAACACAUAAACAUAUGAAAACAGAUCAAUGCAUUGUAAGAUUGCUUUAGUUUGCUUAACAUCCCAAUCUUUGUGCAGCCUACUAACAUUUCCUACAUGGGAAGUAUAUUUUAUAUCAUGAUUUUGUUGUGUGUAGUACAUUUUGACUUGACUGUGGGCCGGAUAACAUUGUGUCACACUUAGUCCUGCUUUUCUUGCUUGUGGGCUUCAGGGCUAUAUCCAGUCACUGACAGCACGGGUCAGUUUGCACUAGUCCAUGAACCAGGUGGGGCAGUAGGACUCACUUGGGGUGUUUUUCCUAUUCCUUCUUCAGGGCUCCCAAUUGUAGCUUUGAGUUAUGAUUCUUUUUUAAUCUUCCAUCCAAUUAUUUUUUCCCAUAGGAUGGCUAGAUUCACAGCAAUCCGCCAGACACACUUUCUGUAGAUAUGAGAAAAUGUAGAUGUGUGUGUGCAUCGUUGGUGCCUCUUUCAUCCAGAAAACAGAGCUGCCCUAUGGAAUUCCAUGACGACGGUUCCAACAUUUUAAUAGACCAACUUUGGCUGUUUCUAAACCAUACCGUUAUGUGAAACGUAUAAUGUUUGUCUAAAGUUAUUAUUAUUAUUUUUUUUAAGUUCAAAUGUUAUUAUGGUUUCUUUGUAAAAGUCAUUGACAUUGAGAGUGGUAACAUACAUAAAUGAUUGCACAGUUCCUCCUACUGUAUAAGAACUGCUAGUCCACAAGGCAGACAUAAUGUUUGGGUCUGGCUCAUGGACUAGAACAUCGGGUCUGCCUCGUGGACUAGCAGUUCUUAAAGGAGGGACCGUGCAAUAAUUUGUGUAUAUCAAAUACCACUGACCCCUACUGGUCUUAGACCAAAUUUAACCAUCACUAGCUGGCCUGUUAGAAUGACACAUUCUCAGUGGUGGCUGUAUCGUGAGAAUAUAUUUUUCCCUUUAGAAUUUUUGUAAUAGAAUUAUAUCUGGUGUCUUUUAAUUUUUAUGAAAUAAGGGUAGUUUCAAAAGUAAGUGUAGUAAUUUUCACAGCCUGUCAUCAUUUCAAAAUGUAGAUUUUGAAACCACAAAGCGCAAGGUGUGUGAUAUGAGAACGUAUACCAUGGGUAUGACAUCUUAUCACUUUUUACGGCUCUAAUUGCGUUGGUUACCAGUUAAUAAGAGCAAUAAGUAAUCUGGGGGGGGGGGUUUGAUAUAUCGCAAAUAUACCACAGCUAAGCACUGUGUCUAGGCAUUCUGUGAUGCUUUGAGCAUAAGAACAACUCUUAGACGCGGUAUACUGGCGAUAUACCACACCCCUAGAAACCCUAUUGGUUACAUACAGCAUUCCUAUCAGCCAAUCACCAUUCAGGAUUCAAACCACCCGGUCGAUAAUACUUAAUAAACACUGAAAGUGCAUCUGUGCUAAAGCUGUUUGAAGGGAGUUGCGACUGGUAUUGAGUAAAAUCAUGUUUGUUUCCAUUUUCAACCAUGUGUAGAAUGAGUAUGAUUUGAGUAUGUGUUUUGUGUAAUCACAUGAUAUUUGUAAAUCAAGAAAAGCUUAGUGUGCUUAUUGUCAUGACAGACAGUUGGAAUUAGCUAAACUGUGUUAUGUGUUCUGCUGUUGUUAUAAUUACCAACCACGUAUUUAACUGUUUAUUUCCUUUCAAUACAAUGUAUCCUGUUAUGUUAUUGUGACAGAAACAUAACGAAUAUGAUUGCAAUUCUUUCACUGGUAGUCUACUCUUUAUUCCAACUCAACACAAUAGACUCAAGAGGCUUUAACUUUGAUUUGUGCCACAAUUAUGACUGAUACUGUAUAAGAAAUAAAAUACUUCUCUAUUCGCAUUGCACACCUAC
This is a messenger RNA of Esox lucius (northern pike), 5190 nucleotides long. RefSeq names its product monocarboxylate transporter 2. Gene Ontology annotation, biological process: transmembrane transport; monocarboxylic acid transport. The record is from RefSeq and is a predicted model, not a curated record. The coding region runs from base 503 to 1936 and encodes 477 amino acids. Gene Ontology annotation, molecular function: monocarboxylic acid transmembrane transporter activity. The transcript is spliced from 7 exons. Lineage: Eukaryota; Metazoa; Chordata; Actinopteri; Esociformes; Esocidae. Gene Ontology annotation, cellular component: membrane.